This is a messenger RNA of Triticum urartu, 1623 nucleotides long. Its product is annotated as E3 ubiquitin-protein ligase PUB23-like. Gene Ontology annotation, biological process: protein ubiquitination. Lineage: Eukaryota; Viridiplantae; Streptophyta; Magnoliopsida; Poales; Poaceae. Gene Ontology annotation, molecular function: ubiquitin protein ligase activity. The record is from RefSeq and is a predicted model, not a curated record.
UUCGGAGGACGUGAGCUAAUGCAUUCACUUGCUUGCGUACACAUGGAGACGUCGGGUGGCGGCACAGCGCAGCACCACUUCGUGUGCCCCAUCUCACUGCAGCCCAUGCAGGACCCGGUCACGGCGCCCACCGGCAUCUCCUACGACCGACGCGCCAUCGAGCGGUGGCUCGCCAACGGCCACGCCACCUGCCCCGUCACCGGCCGGCAGCUCUCCCUCACCGACCUCACCCCAAACCACACCCUCCGCCGCCUCAUACUCUCCUGGCAUCCCGCGUCGAAGGUGGCACCUGACGUGGCGCCGACGUUGGAGCCCGAUGAUCCGGAGGUCGUUGUGCUCGUCGCGAAGGUGAUGUCCCCGACUUCUUGCCCAACGGCCGAUGUUCUCUGCGAAGCGGCGGCGUCUGCCGCUGUGAGCAUCACGGCGCGGCGGUGCAUGGUGCGCGCCGGCGUUCAGUGGCGCGUGCUCCGUCUGUUCUCGUCGUGCGGUAAGACGAGCUCGCGCGCUGUGAUGCCCACCGUUCAAGCGUGCCUGGCUCUCCUUGACGCGCUCGACGUCUCCGCCGACGAGCUCCGGCCUCUCCUUUCCGGCAACCACGACCUCGUCGACGCGCUGACGCACGUGCUGGUGAUGCUCGAGAAUGGAACCUACUCCGGCGGCGGCGGGAACACGACCAGAGACAGCGCGGUGCGGCUCCUAGACUCCGUGAUCGAGUCGGCUGACGUCGUGCUGCUCGAGCGGCUGCGUCCGGAGCUCUUCCGCGCCGUCACGGCGGUAGUGCGCGACCGUACCGUAUCCCCUGGCGCGACGCGCGCGGCGCUGCGUGCCCUCCUCAACGCGUGCCCCAGCGGCGACGGCAAGAACCGCGUCCUCAUCGCCGAGGCCGGGGCGGCGCACGAGGCCAUCGAGCUGGAGCUGUCCUCCUGGCCCUCGUCGCCGAGCGCCGGCAAGAGCAGGCGCGUCACGGAACUUGUCAUGGCGCUGCUGGCCCGGCUGUGCUCAUGCGCGGAGGGGCGGGCGGCUGUGGUGGCGCACCCCGCGGGGAUCGCACUGGUGGCAAAGCGCGCGCUGCGCGUGUCCGCGGCGACCGACACGUCCGCUGUGCGGGUGCUGGCGGCGGUCUGCGGCAGGGCGGCGUCGCCGGAGGUGGUGCGGGAGAUGGCCCGCGUGGGCGCAGUAGGGAAGCUCUGCUGCGUGCUGCAGGCGGACUGCGACCGAGACGUGAAGGAGACGGCGAAGGCCGUGCUGAGGAUGCACUCCGGCGUGUGGUGCGGGUCGCCCUGCGUCAGCGCCUACCUGCUCUCUAGGUACCUCUAGUUAGCUGCCAUGUCACACUUGCAUUGGUGCAUGGUGGAACUGGAACAUGCUCGUUGCGACAUCCUGUUGGUUAAUUGGAUUUGUUGGUUCCUUGAUCAAUUCUUGCUGGUUUGUAAGAUAAACUGAAGUUGAAAUCCCGAAUUUGACACUUGAGGUAUCACUGACAUGUGGGGCAGUGGGGGGCAAGAGAUGUCAUUUUCAUGACUCGUGACUCGGGAGUUGUGAGAUCUUUACAAACGCUAACCGCACAUUACCAUGGUUCAUCAAAUAGUUCAAAUAAGGCGGACCAGGAGUCGACGGGUACAU